AUGACGGCGCCCUCGACUCAGGACAUGGGCGCAUCGCUCCAGUCACCCACCGGCGUCGAAUUCUGGCUAACGCUGACUGACCCAGCUGGUGCUCACUACUGGUAUUACUACUGCUGCACGCGGCCUCGGUCUACUAGAUGCAGCAUAGCUUCUCAGCCUCCUCCACUGCUACUGGCUGUCGCCUCCACCGCACGGCCCGCAAAUGUUGGCGGUUCACUCGGCCGGCGACCCUCCAAACUGCCCGUUAAUGCGCAUGGACACUUUCACCGCGAUUUCCUGCCAGGCGGGUCGGCUUGCCGUCCGCUCCUACAAGGUCAACGAUGCUCGCCUACCAAUGGCAUGAACCACCAUCUUCCUUCAGGCCAAGGGCUUUUACUCGAAGCGGGACGGGGUCCAUAG
Parastagonospora nodorum SN15 is the source of this 399-nucleotide messenger RNA. RefSeq lists its product as hypothetical. The record is from RefSeq and is a predicted model, not a curated record. NCBI's taxonomy places the organism in Eukaryota, Fungi, Ascomycota, Dothideomycetes, Pleosporales, Phaeosphaeriaceae. The transcript is spliced from 2 exons. Bases 1 to 399 code for a protein of 132 amino acids.